Molecule: messenger RNA, 900 nt
Organism: Salvia splendens (bonfire salvia)
Lineage: Eukaryota; Viridiplantae; Streptophyta; Magnoliopsida; Lamiales; Lamiaceae
Product: PLAT domain-containing protein 3
Exons: 2
Coding region: 94-618 (174 amino acids)
Molecular function (GO): protein binding
Source: RefSeq, a predicted model, not a curated record
AUUUUCCCUUUCAAUUCAUCUUAAUAUAAACACACACUCCCACACUUCACCCAAACCAAAAACACCAGAGGCUUCCUUCCACAGCAAGCAUCAAUGGCGCGCAGCAUCCACUUCAUCAAUCUCCUCCUCUUGCUCUCCAUCUUCACCAUAUGCAAAUCAGAUGAACCAGAUUGCGUUUACACGGUGUACGUCAGAACAGGAUCGAUCAUCAAAGGCGGCACCGAUUCGUCGAUCAGCUUAACCCUGUACGACGCGGGCGGGUACGGGAUCCGGAUCCGAGAUCUGGAGGCGUGGGGCGGGCUCAUGGGCGCCGGAUACAACUACUUCGAGAGAGGGAACCUCGACAUCUUCAGCGGCAGGGGCCCGUGCCUGACCGGGCCGGUCUGCGCCAUGAAUCUCACCUCCGACGGGUCCGGGUCGGGUCACGGGUGGUACGUCAACUACGUCGAGGUCAGCACCACCGGAGUCCACCAGGCCUGCGCGCAGAGGAAGUUCACCGUGGAGCAGUGGCUAGCCACCGAUACGGCGCCGUAUGAGCUCACUGCGGUUAGGACUUUCUGCUCCGAGUCGUAUGGGAAGAGAGGCGGCGGCGAUUCGAGGCUUGUGGCGGUGAUGUGAUUUGAUGUGAGAGAGGCCGGGUUUUAUGUUCGGGUCGGGUUUCCCGGCCCAGGAUUUGUGGGUUUUUGAAAAAUGGAUUGCAUCCGAAUUGUGAGUGUGGGUUUUAGUUUUUGUUGGAGGGAAUAAAUGAAUGUGUGAAAGGACGGGAAUGACCUUAUUGUGUGUAAAGGGAUUAAUUUGUUGCGUGAUUUCGCGAGGGGUGAAAUGGUCCGUUGGACAAAGUUUAUCCAAAUGUUUUUUGUUCAAGAUCUAUGAAAACGAAAUCUUGGUGAUUGAUUUCAA